AUGUUGACUUGUAAUUCUGACGACGAGGUUUCCCAAGAAGCCAUGAAAAUGGUGGAUCUGGUGGAGAACCUUGUAGCCGCCUCCGAUAGAGUAGCCCGCAACGACUACGACCAAGCCGCCGCGCUUCUCAAGGAGUGCAAGAGGUCCUGUUCCGCAGCAGGAAACGCCAUCCAGAGGUUGGUUUUCUAUUUCUCGGAAGCCCUGCAAGAAAGGAUGAUCAAUUCGCAAACCCCACGCCCACCAGCUGGAGGUUGGUCUUCAUCUUCAUCUAGUGUAGAUAGGCACAUCCAUCAGCUAGCGAGUUGCCUUCCGAUGGGCGUAGCAUCACAAUUCGCCGGGGUACAAUCCAUCGUGGACGAGGUCACCACCGGGGGGCCCAAAAGGAAAAGGGUUCACAUCAUCGACCUCUCCCUCAGAAACGGUGCUCAAUGGACCAUCCUCAUGUCGGCCCUAGCUGCUUCUUCCUCUCCACCUCAACGUCUCAAGAUUACUGCCGUCGGUUCUAGGCAGAAGCAGAUGAUGGAGGAAACGGGCAACAGGCUAGCCAGUUUCGCCGCGACCUUGAACAUGCCCUUCUCCUUUCACAUAGUCAUGGUAUCAGAGCUCUCCGAUCUCAAGGCUGACUACGACGAUGAAGAAGAGGAGGAAGCCGUGGCGGUGUACUUGGAUUACGUGCCGAGGAAGCUGAUUAGGUCACCAACCGAAUUCGACAAACUCAUGGGAACGAUCAAGAGCAUAGAUCCUGAUGUGGUGGUGGUGACCGAGGUGGAGGCCAACCACAACUCCCCGGCGUUUGGGUCCCGCUUCAUGGAGGCGCUCUACUUCUUCAACGCCUACUUGGACGCGACCCAGGCCUACUUCGAUCAUGACUGCAACUGCAGGAUGGCUGUGGAGUCGGUGUACUGUGGGGAGAGCAUAAGGAACAUUGUGGCCUGCGAGGGGGAAGAGAGGGUCGUGAGGAACGUGCCACUUCGAGCCUGGAGGCUCUUCUUCAAGAGGUUUGGAAUGGUGGAAGUUGAGAUGAGCUCGUCUUGCUUCCACCAGGCCAGGCUUGUCAUUCACAAUCACAAUAUUAUUAAUGCUGGGUGCCGGGAUUUGUGUACGGUGGAGAGGGAUGGUGACAAGAGCUUGGUUCUUGGAUGGAAAGGCACUCGCCUGCAUUCGGUUUCUGCUUGGAAGUUCACCACAUAG
Messenger RNA from Linum tenue, 1191 nucleotides. Lineage: Eukaryota; Viridiplantae; Streptophyta; Magnoliopsida; Malpighiales; Linaceae. The record is from the annotation of a GenBank genome assembly.